Messenger RNA from Puccinia graminis f. sp. tritici CRL 75-36-700-3, 426 nucleotides. RefSeq lists its product as uncharacterized. The coding region runs from base 1 to 426 and encodes 141 amino acids. The record is from RefSeq and is a predicted model, not a curated record. The transcript is spliced from 3 exons. Lineage: Eukaryota; Fungi; Basidiomycota; Pucciniomycetes; Pucciniales; Pucciniaceae.
AUGUCCGCAUUUCAGAUCUUUGCUAUCGAUAACACGAAAAGAGUCCCAGAGCAGAUUGCGUUCUUGACCAACUCUCGAGAACUGUAUAUCUCAAUGGACAUUGCGAUAAGGAGCCUAGGCAACCAGUUACCAUAUAGCGGGGGUCACGUACGGAACUCCAGAGCGAUAAGCAAAGUUCUUGACUUCCAAAUUGCAAGAUUAGAAGCAAAGAUUCCGGCUAUUGAAAAGGCUCUAGAAAAUAUGCUGAAUUACUGUGCCAAUUGCAGUGUAAAAGAACGAUUCGACAUCAUCAUGCGCGCCGGCGAGAGCGGGAUAAUCGUAGACCGAUUCCUGGAUAAUCUUGAUAAGAUUGGAUGUCUUACAAAAGAUCAAUGCGAGGAAGAGAAGAAGAAGCUCAACACGGUCAAAAAGCCCCCCUCCCGUUAA